UUUACCCUAAAGUAAAAAUUAAAUGGUAGGAACUAUGAUGUUCCAUUGAUAAUUGUAUUUAGAAUUAUAUUUGAAACGUCUUGCGCGAAAAUGACAUCGAUAUUUAGAAACUGUUGGAGGCUGUCGCGAAGUUUACCAGUUGCUACGCCGAAAAGUUAUGCUGUCUCUUUUCCAUUAUCGAUACGAUACAACACUACAACCAGUGAAAAAGUUGAAAAAACCGAGACUCGUCCCACGGUGCGUAAACCCAAUCACAUUGAUGUCACUCGUUUGGUAAAUUUUGGUCGCUACAUCUCUAAUUGCUUACCAAAAUAUGUACAACAAGUACAGUUGACUGCUGGUGAUGAAUUGGAAAUACUUAUUGCUCCUGAAGGCAUUAUCCCUACAUGUGCAUUUUUGAAAGACCAUCACAAUACACAAUUUGUUAAUCUGUCAGAUAUUACUGCUUUAGAUGUACCUAGUAGGCAGUAUAGAUUUGAGCUCGUCUACAACCUGUUAUCAUUGCGUUAUAAUUCACGUAUUAGGGUAAAAACAUAUACUGAUGAGUUAACACCUAUUGAUUCCAUCUGCAGCGUAUUCAAAGCUGCUGAUUGGUACGAACGAGAAGUAUGGGAUAUGUUUGGCAUAUUUUUCUUGAAUCAUCCUGAUCUUCGCAGGAUUCUUACAGACUAUGGCUUUGAAGGGCAUCCGCUAAGGAAAGACUUUCCACUCAGUGGAUAUGUUGAGGUUCGCUACGAUGAUGAGCAAAAAAGAGUGGUUAUUGAACCAUUGGAAUUGACUCAAGAAUUUCGUAAAUUUGAACUAUCCGCUCCAUGGGAACAGUUUCCUAAAUUCAGAGAAGCUCCACCAGCUGCUGAAACUAUCUCAAAAGAAAAGUAACUGUUUUUACUUAGAUCAUUAGAUAUAGUCCAAGAAAGCAGGCAUAAAGUAUGUAUAUUGAUAAAAAAAAGUAUGUAUAUUGAUAAAAUGUAAUUUAAAUUGACAAAUAUCCUCUUUUCUCUUGUUAAUAAUUUCUGAAUGUUCAAUUCAGAGAUUUGUUCUGAAAAUACAGAGGAUAAUGUGUAUAAAUA
Messenger RNA from Camponotus floridanus (Florida carpenter ant), 1070 nucleotides. RefSeq names its product NADH dehydrogenase [ubiquinone] iron-sulfur protein 3, mitochondrial (gene ND-30). NCBI's taxonomy places the organism in Eukaryota, Metazoa, Arthropoda, Insecta, Hymenoptera, Formicidae. The coding region runs from base 91 to 879 and encodes 262 amino acids. Gene Ontology annotation, molecular function: NADH dehydrogenase (ubiquinone) activity. The transcript is spliced from 5 exons. The record is from RefSeq and is a predicted model, not a curated record.